Molecule: messenger RNA, 1335 nt
Organism: Labrus bergylta (ballan wrasse)
Lineage: Eukaryota; Metazoa; Chordata; Actinopteri; Labriformes; Labridae
Product: E3 ubiquitin-protein ligase CCNB1IP1
Biological process (GO): reciprocal meiotic recombination
Cellular component (GO): synaptonemal complex
Molecular function (GO): ubiquitin protein ligase activity
Source: RefSeq, a predicted model, not a curated record
CGUCAUUAAGGUGCGUGUAAAGCUCUAACUGCUGCUCACCGAAGUCCUUCUGCCUCGACCAUGUCUGUCUGUGAUGUUACACUGCUGUGUAACUACCCAAAGUGCCGAACCAAGCUGAGUGGCUUCGCCUGGGUCACAGCGUGCUCGCAUGCUUUCUGCGAUCAGCACGGGUCCGGUGAGUUCAGCCGCUCCCCCGCCAUCUGUCCAGCCUGCUCCUCUGCGCUGUCAGGGAAGCUGGACAUAGUGAGAACAGAGCUGUCACCUUCUGAGGAGUACAAAGCCAUGGUGCUGGCAGGUCUGCGACCUGACAUAGUCUUGGACAUUAGUGCCAGAGCUUUGGCCUUCUGGAGCUAUCAGGUCCAUCAGGAGCGUAUGUAUCAAGAGUACAGUUUCUCAAGAGCGGCGGUCCGGCUGAAGCAGUUGGAGAAGAUGUUGAGCCAGCAGAAUCAGAGCAGAGAGCUGGAGCUCACCGCCAUGAGAGGGGAAAUCGCCUCCCAGAAGAAAGUAAACCACAAUUCUCAAACUGAAGUGGUGAUGGAGGAGUAUAAAAGGCAGUACGGUGAGGUGUCUGAAAGGCUGAUGGAAAGGAACAGGCAGUACCAGAAACUACGGGGGCUGUAUGACUCUCUGAGGCUGCGCAGCAUGGUGGUGGGGGAAAGAGAAAGGCCGACACAGCCAGGACAUCACGAUUAUAACACUGGGUUGGCUCGGCAGGCCAUUCCCCAGAGAAGCCCUCAGUUCCUCUCGUUGGGUCUAGAUGGGGACAGUAGAUUCUUCUCCUGCCUGGAGGCUGACGGAGCCAAAACCUUCUUCCAGUUCAGCUCCCCAGCCCAAGAUUGAGGCCGACCGCUCAUAAAGAAGAACUGAGACAGCAGCGGCUUGUAUACAGAAUGUGGCAUAUUCACUUCUCUGUUCUCACUAUUUAUCCAUACAUUCAUUUUUUUCAGUGUUCUAUGGUUUAAAGAUUUAGGUGGCUUGUUCGUGUUGAUUUGGGUGAGGGGGGCAUUUGUCGCAAUUUUUCAGCGUAACCAAAAUUUGACUUAAAAAGGAUUGAAAUAAAAAGAUGUAAGUAUUCAUUUUGGUAUCCACUGAAGUGAACAUAUUGUGUUAGUCACUAACUAUUUAUCACAAACUCCUGUGAGAUUGUGUCGGAUUUAGCUUUAGUUUUUUAUUAAAACAACUUUGAAGGACUUUGAGUCACUAUCAGUGCCAUGUUUCUCCAGUAAUUCUCAUGUCUGGUUUAUAUCUUAAAUGCUUAAUUUCAGGGGUUUGGGUAAGUGAUGAGCCCAACCUUAACCCUAAAAGACAAUAAAUGCAUAUUUUCAGGCAAUCAAA